CAAUCACAUUGCGUGUUGCUGGUAAGCCCCCCCCACAGUAAAGAUGGUGGCCAUAAGCCUCCUCAGGUCUGCCGCGGCCGUCGCAGCCAGACUGAGUCCUCUGAAAUAUGGCAACGUUGCCACAAAUCUACUCACUAGAGCCAUCCCGCAGACGGAAAAAGUGGCCGUCCGCUGGGGUCAUGGGAAGAAAAUGUUUGUGAUCAAACCAUCGGCGUAUUAUGACCAGAGGUUUCUUCGAACGAUGCGAUUCUACGUCUGCUUGACGGGUAUUCCUUUGGCCAUCAUCAUCACGAGUGUCAACCUGUUCAUCGGUGAAGCAGAGCUGGUUGAAACUCCUGAAGAUUAUAUUCCCGAGUACUGGGAGUACUACAAGCAUCCCAUCACUCGCUGGGUCAUGCGGACCUUCUAUAAUCCUCAAGCCAAGGACUACGAGAAGAAUAUGGCUGUCAUCAAAAUUGAGAUGGACAAGGCAGAACUCAGGAGGACAGAGAAGCUGGUGCGCCAACACAUGAGGGAGCGAGGUUUGGGUCCCUGGUACCUGAAAGAGACAAAUGACAAGAACCUCAUCGACAACUCCUACAAGUCAACACCUGACAACUAAGACGUGGUGCUGGUCUACUUCCUUUCUACACUUUCCUUCACAAUAAAAUACUCUGACAUA
Nerophis ophidion (straightnose pipefish) is the source of this 661-nucleotide messenger RNA. RefSeq names its product NADH:ubiquinone oxidoreductase subunit B5 (gene ndufb5). The coding region runs from base 44 to 601 and encodes 185 amino acids. The transcript is spliced from 6 exons. Lineage: Eukaryota; Metazoa; Chordata; Actinopteri; Syngnathiformes; Syngnathidae. The record is from RefSeq and is a predicted model, not a curated record.